Cladocopium goreaui is the source of this 1725-nucleotide messenger RNA. Lineage: Eukaryota; Dinophyceae; Suessiales; Symbiodiniaceae. The record is from the annotation of a GenBank genome assembly.
AUGCGAUUGGUGUUGCGCGCGUGUUUUCUUUUUCCCCCUUUUUUUUUCCGAGCAGAUUCAAUAGUGUUUGUUGUCACCAUAGCAGGCCAUGAAUUGUGGCUGCAAUUCAAAGCUGCCCGGGCAUGGCCGAGGUGUGGUUCCUGGGAUGUGGCAGGAAGGCUAGAUACCUUUGCCAUUAGGUCGAAGAACUUCAUGGAUGUUAUGGGCAGAGCGGCAAGUUCCGUGGGCACUUCCGUUCAUGCUGCAGUGCAGCAGGGAAGCAUGGCACUGACACAGGGUCCAGUGUUGCUGCAGCAGGAAAUGGAGAUGGCUGAAAAGGAGAUUCGAAAGCUGACCGAAGCCUUGGGUCAGAUCGAAGAGUCCAACGGUGCUGAUGCAAUGGCUCAGUAUGGCCAUGCUCAGAAGGUGAUUUUGGUUCAGGCUGCGCGCGUGAAGAUCAUCUCCUCAGGACUGAGUGCCUUAGAGUAUCCUGAGCCGCUGAAGGCCUUUGUGGAUUUUCUCAGCAAUGUGCUGUCUGUAACCACUCCAUUGGCAGAGCUCAUUCCGCAGCACGAGGUGGCAUCGAAGAGUCUUCAUGCAAGCAUGCAGUGCAUCUCCGCCAUUCAGCAAGAAAUUGCCAAGUUGGAAAGUGCCCUCACAUGGACUGGAAAUGCCACGGAAGAGUUGGGAAGCAGCUGCAGGUGCUUCAUAGAGAACGCUUCCCUCUUAGACAACGCCAGCUUGGUCCCUUCCUACCAGGAGCUGGUUCGGGAAAACGCUGGAAAUCUCACCGAGACGAAUAUCUCUGCUCUGAGCAAUAUUAGUGUUUUCAUGAACUCUGUGUACAUGACUAAGCUUCUCCAGACCAAGCUGCUGAAAGACGUGAAGGCCAUGGCGCCAGAGGAGAGAACAGCCCUGGCAGAACAUGCCGAGAAGACGCGCCAGGCUGCCAUGGAUUUGGCCCAAGAGGCCCAUAGCCAAGUCGCCGGCAGCUUGGGUGAGGUGUCAGCACAUCUUCAAGCCGUUGCAACAGACUUGGAUGAACUUCUGACUUCCUUAGAGAGUUACUCCUUGGCGACGGGUCUUCUGAUGCAUCAUUUGGUCCGGGAUGUGGCCAGCUUCUACAAGCAGUUUGUCAUGGGGUGUUUGGCUGUCGCAUGUGUCAUGGCGUUCUUGGCUUUCUUCUAUGCGUGCUACUUGGAGUUUGUCUACGAGAACGAGGGCGUGGCGCGCGCUUUUGAAACAGAUCCGAAGGAGCGACGCGGCUGUUGCUGGAGCUGCGUGAGGUGCAUCGGAUACAUAUUUCACUUCUCAGGAUUUUAUGCCUUGAUGCUUCUGCAAGAUGCAGUGUCAUUGAUGUUGGUCGUCAUGACACUAGUCAUGGGAACUAUGAGCCUGGCUCAAAUAGGUGUGGCUGCUGGCUGCGACAAUGCACAGAUUCUCUCAGACAAUGCGACAUGCACAAAAGAGCUCGAAAGACUCGGAGAUUUCGUUGGUGGAGACUUACUUCAGGGCCGUAGCUGUCAACAAUCAGAUAUGCUUAUGUGCCAGUCCAUGCUUGGCGAUGUAGCGGUGGUGUACCGGACCAUGUGCGCAGCCGUCCUCGGGACCAUUGUGUCCUGUUGCAUCCCUCGACGUUUGUUGGUGGUUUGGAUGUCCGCACAGCAGAACAUCCACACUGCAGAGGUACUUGCAGACAUUGACCGAACGAAGCCACCAGAGUAUCCUGCCUACUCUGUGCCAUGA